UUCCGCCCCUACACAAGUCCUUUCUUCUCCAACGCCCCUAUCAUACCUGCCCCAGACUUGAAGCCCCCAUCUCGUUUGAAUGGUUAGGUUACGGCUGCUCCACGAAUGACACUCACCACUACCACCAUACUGUCUGCGUGAAUCACCGACUCUACUUGCCUUGUUAACUUACACAAAAUCCAUUACAAUCCCCUCCAAUGCCAGGUUACUUUUAUCAUUUGUUCUUUGAUCUUUACCCUCCUACUUUUCCAGCCGUUAGAUCGUUGCCUGAUCUCAAACAUCUUUCUGACUUUCAAUUGUCGCAACUCCAUGCUUGGAUACCACCUCCGGAGACAAGCAUCUUUGGUACCAUCUUGCCCUCCCACACAGCGUCACAUCCUCUGCCCUUUCGCGAGCUUGAGGAGCUUGCUAUAGACCGGAAACAGGUAGAGAAGAGCAAGGCCCGGGAAUCCUCUGCCUUUGAUCCGGAAGCCUAUUCUACACAUUUGCCCCAUCUAGACUGGCGCUUCGGUCGCGUAUCGGUUGAGUCUAUAGAUAUGGCUCUGGAGGACCGUUCGGCGGUUCAUAUGAAUUCUCCGGGCACGGAAGGAUCUAAAAAUGGCGAAAGUCGACCUUCGGGGGCCUCGGAAUCUUUUGCCGGAGGUGCUGCCUCAAAGGCUCAUUUCAUUCCCCUAGAAACGAAGAACACUGAGUUUGGCUAUGGGGUUGUACAUCUCUAUCGAGAUGUCUUUGAGACUCCCGGACUUUAUCCUCUAACAACUAAAGUCGAAACAGCCCACAAACUUCCGGGAAAUCUUUAUGGCGAAACCGAUGAGGCAUUAACCACCAUUGCUGUACUUGCGGUUCCUUCCUAUAUGACUGCGUCAGACUUUAUGGGGUUUGUGGGGGAAGAAACUCGUGACGCUGUUAGUCAUUUUAGAAUGAUCAGGACGGGCCAGGCAAAUAGAUAUAUGGUUCUCAUGAAAUUCAGACGAAAAGAAGGCGCAAGAGAAUUUGUUGGUAGCUUUAAUGGAAAAGUGUUCAACAGUAUGGAGGUAUGUCAAGCGCCACGAGAGAAAGACGUCUCAACACUUGCGGAAGGCUACGUACUGAGAUGUAAUGUUAAUAGCCAGAAAAUUGCCACGUCGUUUUCGUAAAAUCAAUUCAAUUUCAACCGCCUACAUCGGAGGACUCUUCCUCUAUACCUCCCCUUGAGCCUUCUACAGAUCCGUUUUCCGCCUCUCACUAUCCCACAUCUCCGAUACCUACUACCACUUCCGUAGUAGCACCGUCAUCCUCUGCACCCGUCACAGCCAAUCUAUCGACAAAGCCCGUGCCACCUCCGACCCCAUCACUUUUAGAAUUGCCAACAUGCCCAGUAUGUUUGGAGCGUAUGGACGAGACCACAGGACUGUUGACUAUUCUGUGCCAGCACGUCUUCCACUGCGCCUGUCUCAGCAAGUGGAAGGAUAGUAGUUGCCCAGUUUGCCGCUAUACACAGAGCGAUGGUUUCCGCGAGAAAGAAACCGGGAACGGUGAUGGAGAUGAGUACUGCGAGGUUUGCGGGGCCAACAGCAACCUAUGGAUCUGGUAUUUAUCAAGCCCUAUCCCCCACGUCUCCACCGACAGGAGUUAACAUCCGCUCUUCUUAGCCUUAUAUGUGGAAAUGUUGGCUGUGGCCGCUAUGAUGAGGCGCAUGCGUUCGAGCAUUACAAAGAGACUUCACAUUGUUAUGCCAUGGAUAUUGAGACACAGCGUGUCUGGGACUAUGCGGGCGAUGGGUAUGUCCAUCGAUUAAUCCAAAACAAGUCGGAUGGGAAAUUGGUUGAAUUGCCAUCAACACUAUCAGAUUCCCGAAACCCCGAUCGUCACAUUGAUGGAGAUUAUGUUCCCCGCGAGAAGCUGGAUAACAUCGGUAUGGAAUACACUUACCUUCUCACGAGUCAGCUCGAUAGUCAGCGGCUUUACUUCGAGGAAAAGGUCACGCAAGCGGCGGACAAGGCUUCGAAAGCCACUCAUGCCGCAGAGAAAGCAAUUGUGGAGUCCCGAGAAUUGAUGAAGGAGAUGAAGGAGCUUCGUAGCAAAUUAACCGAAUUAGACACAGAAGUAUUACCCACCUUAGAAAAAGUCAAGGAGCGAGCCGAGAGGAAGGCCGAGAAAUGGGCAGACAUGGCCAGAAGGAUGGAAAAAGAGUGGAAGGAGGAGAAGGGCGUCAAUAACGGUUUGAUGGAACGGAUCGAAUUUCUGACGAAGGAUUCGGAGCAGAGGCAGAAAGAAAACGAAGAUCUCCGGGAACAGGUACGCGACUUGAUGUUUUUCGUCGAGGCUAGGGAAAAAAUGAAAGACGAAGGGGAGGAGGUUUCGGAGGGCACAGUCACGGUUGGUGAUGCGCCCCCACCGCCACAGCCUAAGAGGGGGAAGAAGGGAAAGGGAAAGAGAUGA
This is a messenger RNA of Tuber aestivum (summer truffle), 2421 nucleotides long. Lineage: Eukaryota; Fungi; Ascomycota; Pezizomycetes; Pezizales; Tuberaceae. The record is from the annotation of a GenBank genome assembly.